AGCCGCUGCUAAGGGUCAAGGGGAUCAUGGAGAAAGAACACGAAUUCAGAGCUGAGUGAGUACGACUGCAAGAAUUUUAGGACACUCACCGAGCAAUGGGCAAGAAUCCGCCAAUACCGGUUCCAGAUCAGUAAAUGGAAGCUAGACAAGAAGAUCAAGUGGAAGGAGAUGCAAGCUAUCGUGAGGAAGAUGCUGAAGCAAAGGAUCCCGUAGCCGGACCAACCAGAGCUCACCUCGAUGUCAGGGGCUGUGAGGUGGAGACUCGGAAGAUAUUUCAUUGGAUGCAUGAGUACAAUAUCGCACAAGACGCGUUGUACGCGCCGAGUCCCGUAGCUUGUAGGUGCCCACGAAGUGCGUCCAUUUCAUCGCUUUACUGGUUAUACCCAGCAACACCAUCUGCGGUCAACUGCCGCACCAUUUCCGGGAGAGGCGCUCCAGCACCCAGCAGCCCAACCAAUCUCAGAGACUAUCCUCCGGGUCUCCUCGGUGCGAUAGUUCAGGCGGUUUCUCGGAUCCAAAAUUGCAAGACCGACAUAGUAUGCCUGCGUCUGGACAGCUGCAGUAUCCUUCGGGUUUCGGAGGCAAUUUCCCAAUUACCAACCUUCCAAUGCACAACGAACCGUUGGCAGGACCCUGGACUGUUGCCGCACCGCCGCACAACGACUAUCGCUCCAGAACCAUGGGAUUCACGUUGCCGUUACUACCUGGCUGGGAGUUUUUUCAGAGCCCAGAUGGGACUGUACGGAUGUGGUAUGCUCUCGACACGCACAUAAAAAAACCGAAACACGAGCAGUAUGGUGGUUUUGCCUACAACUAGUAUGUUCUGUCGCUUGGACAGGGAGACGGAGUGGAAUGAACAGUUUGGAGGCGGCCCCUGGGUGUUCACAGAUGAGAUGUUCCAUUCAAAAGCUAGUGUAUUGUCUAAUAUUAACUUGAAAACUGGAAGUUUCAU
This is a messenger RNA of Macroventuria anomochaeta, 952 nucleotides long. RefSeq lists its product as uncharacterized. The record is from RefSeq and is a predicted model, not a curated record. The transcript has a single exon. Lineage: Eukaryota; Fungi; Ascomycota; Dothideomycetes; Pleosporales; Didymellaceae. The coding region runs from base 135 to 773 and encodes 212 amino acids.